This is a messenger RNA of Mirounga angustirostris (Northern elephant seal), 4116 nucleotides long. Its product is annotated as protein FAM209-like. The record is from RefSeq and is a predicted model, not a curated record. Bases 3497 to 4003 code for a protein of 168 amino acids. The transcript has 2 exons. Lineage: Eukaryota; Metazoa; Chordata; Mammalia; Carnivora; Phocidae.
CUGACAUCAGGCAUUGAAACGUCCCAUGGGACGGCUGACUCAGAGCUGAGAAUACCCCAUGUCAGCACGGCUUCUGGAGACAGUCGUACUCCGGACGGGACUGGCUGGUUUCCAUCAGCGCGCAGGAAACGGAGCCAGGGAGGGAGGCCGGAGGCCUGGGCGGGAGCACUGGGUCCCCAUGUCCUGUCUCCGAGGGCUGGGAAGCUCGGCCCCUAGGUGUCUCUGUUUUGAACAGAGAAGCAUUUUAAUCAGAAUUCUAUUCACCUCAGUCAAUUUUUGUUGUGGACUUUUCCAGAACAAAGCUGAAUUGCCCAUUUUCUUUUCCUGAACAUUUUUUUAAUUUUAAUUUUAUUUUUUUAAGAUUUUAUUUUUUUGAGAGAGAGCAUGAGCAGGUGGAGAGGCAGAUGGAGAGGGAGAAGCAGGCUCCCCGCUGAGCAGGGAGCCCGAUGUGGGGCUUGAUCUCAGGACCCCAGGAUCAUGACCUGAGCUGAAGGCAGAUGCUUAACUGCCACCCAGGCGUCCCUCCUUACCCAUUUCCUAUAUAGCCCUGUUAAACCAUUUCCUAGUUGUUGCAUCUUUUAUAUCAACAGCCAUUAUUUCUGCCAACUUCGACUUCCCUAAUUUUAGCCUUAAUUUUAUUCUGCAGUGAUUAUUUUGACUGUCUCCAGUUUUUCCCUGUGACCCGUCACAGGGUCCCCAGCCUUAAAACUUGAGCAGUUCAGCCCGCCUGCUUCCCCUCAAGGUCACCUCCAACUCUGCCUGUCACCCCCUCCCCACCCGCCCCCUUCCAGCAGCCAGGCCAGAGCCUCAGCCCCUCAGCCCCAGCUUCUGGCCUCUGCCUACGCCUUCCCUGCCCAGAGCCGCGCCGCCCCCGGAGGAGAGCGUGCUGUGGAGACUCCUUCCAGCCUUUCGUGUCCAGCAAGGCAUCGAGUCCUCAGAGGCCCGAGGAGCGGCACUUGUCCUCGAGGUGGGGAACAGUCUGCCCGUGUCGCCCCGGGCCUGGCAGGGUGCCUGGGACACAGGAGGAGGAGAGCAAGGCAGUGACGGCUCAGAGCUGCUGCCGUGUUGAGGGCUCGCCCGAAGAGCAGAGCCCUUGGUGGGCUUCGUCUCCUGGGACUCAACGACCCACCGAGAGGGGCUGUGACCACCUCCCUUCCCGCAGCACUGCACACGCGCUCCCAGCUCGGGUCCGGUCAGGGCGUCGCGCCGUCUCUCCCGCCAAUACUGGCCCGGUGGGGGAGUCCGUGGAAGCUGUGCAAGGCUUCCACGCGGGAUGCAAGGAGCGCCCACAAGCUCCCUGCCUCCUGUGCCCGCCCCACAGGGCCGAGCCGCUCUGCUAGCCGGGCGGGACCCGGGCAGGCCCCGGGCGGGCAGGGGCUCCCAGGCGCAGGCUGUUUCACGGUCUUGUCUUUCCGAGGAAGAGAACUGAAGCCUCCCCACGAGGAACUGAGAUCGCCACGCCACACCAGGAACCUGUCCUUGCCUUUUCACCCAGAGAGCAUUCUGGCUCAAAGAUCUUCCUGCUUCUUCCCUGCUUUUCCACUCGUCCUCCUGUUGAGAAGUGCUUUCAGACUUUUGAACACAAUAUAAACCAAAACAGUGUGAUUCCUAUCGUGGAAUCUAUGUCAACAUCUUCAAAUUACAAAAAUCAGGUGGGACGAAAUUUCCUGAGCAUUCCUGUUGUGUGGGGUCAUCACGUACGGGAAGUCUGCGCGCCCCUCACUGCAUCAUGCCCUAACCGCCACAUUUAGAGCACUGUUUGGGGGGGGUGACUUCACAUACAGGGUACACGUAGACACGGGACCACCCCAAAAUACUCUGCAGCCGUAGCUGGGCAACAGGGGCGACUGUCCCACAAGAGCCACGUCAGGCUGCUCAGGGAGCCAAGACCGAGUCUCAGUUCCAAGGACGAGCCCCCGAGGGUCACCGGGCACCCCCUCCAGACACCGGCCAGCCGCGUCCCGAAGGAGCAGCUACAAAGGAGCCCCUCUCGAGGAAUGGAUUUACUUAACUGCCUACUUUCUAAUCAGCCCUUUGGAUUUGCAUCCCUGCAAGGCCCACGCAGACCGCCUCCUGCAGGAAGGCCCCCGCCUCCCCAGGAGUGCACACCUGUAGGAGCUGUCUUCCCGGGGUUCCAAGUAGUCCUACAGAACUUCUUGCUCAAUGCCCAGAGCUCAACACGGUUCGAGGCACAGGGAGGGUUCCCAGCAGAUCCUUGAUGAUAGCAGAAUGUUUCAUUCCUAGGGACUAAGUCUGUCAAUCAGAUGACAUGGGGGAACAGGUGCAAGCUGCCUUGUGUUCCUGGAUUCUUUCGGUUUCGUGUCAUUUUAAAAACUGAUGGUUUCGGGGGCGCCUGGGUGGCUCAGUCGUUAAGCGUCUGCCUUCGGCUCAGGUCGUGAUCCCAGGGUCCUGGGCUUGAGCCCCGUGUCGAGCUCCCUGCUCCGCGGGAAGCCUGCUUCUCCCUCUCCCACUCCCCCUGCUUGUGUUCCCUCUCUCGCUGUCUCUCUCUUUCUGUCAAAUAAAUAAAUAAAAUCUUUUUAAAAAAUAAAAACUGAUGAUUUCAAACACACUGGGCAGUGAGCCCUGGCUUUACUCCCGACAUUGGCUUCGGUUGUCCUACAGGCUGGGCCCUUCUCCCUCGGUUCUUCACACACAUGCAGAUAUCAGCACCCGCCUUUUCCCCAACCACCUCCUCAUCACCCCUCAAACGACCCGAAUGUCUUUUGGGAAAACCUCCCCGAAUAACCUAACCUAGAGUCGUCCCCUCGUUCUAUUCCCUUAAAGUACUCUGUUCUUACCGCAAUUUUAAUGAAGUAAUUUAUACCCUUACUUAGCACAGGCACUGCACACUCAGGGACGAUCAGCGAGGAGGUGGGAGGCGAGAGGGAGUGGGGGGACCGAGGAGAACACGGCCACCUAGAGGGCCUAUUUGGCCCCAGCAGAGAACAUCCCAGUGUGAUCAGAUCAUCCCUGUUUUCAAAGGAAGCCAAAAAUCUUGGUUUUAAAAGUCAAGUCCCUCCCAACGUCUAAAUAUUGGCAAAUAAGCAUGUUCAGGAACAAGGCAGGCCAAACCAAACACACCAGUGGCUCCUAGUCCGUGGCCUCUGGUUUCAUCUCUCUCCCACCCGGCUCUCAGUCCUGCAGGGACGUGUGCCGGGUCCACCCUGCUCACCAUCAUGUCUGGAUUCAACAGGUGAGAAACAGAAAUAGGUGAUGGCUUCUCCCGGUAGAGCCCUGGGGUCAGAGAGGAUGUUCUGGCAGGGAGCUGGCGUCCCCCGGUGCCCGUCCUCCCGCUCUCACUGCCCGCUGGACAUUUCUCCACCUCCCUUUGAGCCUCGCUCCCCAGCGACCACCAUGGGCCUCCUUAUCCUCUGGCUGGAAGUCAUCACAAUGGGCUCUGUGACAUCACCAAUAGCCCGGCCCCAGGCACCCAGUCUCCAGGUGCGCAGGCAAACAGACCCACCAUGAGCAACUUCGUCCCCCAUCUCUGCUCACCAUGCGGACGCUAACAUGGUUCUUGUUCUUGCCUCUGUGCCUCUCCUGCGGCUACGCCUUUAUGUUUUCUCCUCUGAGGGAUAAAGUCAAAGAACCCCAGGGGAAGGUGCCUUGCGGAGGGCACUUUCGGAUCAGGCAGAAUCUCCCAGAGCACGCCCAAGGCUGGCUUGGGAGCAAAUGGCUCUGGCUUUUUUUUGUUGUUGUACUGUAUGUGAUACUGAAGUUUCGAGGAGACAGUGAGAAGAGUAAGGAGCAGAAUCCUGCCCUUCGAGGCUGUUCAUUUCGCUCUCCACUAAAGAAAAAUCAAAAUGCUUCCCCCAACAAAGACUAUGCGUUCAAUACCUUAACCCAACUGGAGAGGGACCUUAUGAAAUUCGUGUCCAAGGUGCGGAAUCUGAAAAUCACCAUGGCAACUGGCAGUAACCUCAAGCUUCAGAGCAUGGAGGGACCUGCAGGCCCACACAAUAUUACCAUCUAUGAAAUAUGGGGCGAAGAAGACUCUGACUGAAUGGAUUUGUGUGUCAGAGUAGGAGAGACAAAGUUGAGUGUUGACAAACCAUAUGCAAACCAAUAAAACUAUUCUGAAGAAAAAGAAUUCUCGAAGUUGACACCUUUUUUUUU